AUGAAGGCUUUUCUUCUUAUAACUAUCAGCUAUGUAGUAUAAUGUUGGUGGGAUGUUGGUCAUAUGAUGACUGCAUAGAUAGCCAAGAAUUACUUAAAAGACAAUCGUCCAGAUGUGUUGGCAUGGGCUGAUUCAUUGGUUUAGGAUCUGAAUUCACUCACAGAUGGGAAAUCUAACACAUUUGCAGAGGCUGCAGUGUGGAUGGAUGACAUAAAGGAAACGGGAACAGCAUUUAUGAAUGAUUGGCAUUACACAGAUAGACCCAUAAAUCCUGAUGGUCUAUUGAUAAAAUUGGAUGAUCAACUCAGAAAUAUAAAUUCUAUUUAUGCAAUUAACCAAGCAGUUUCUGUACUCACUAACACCAAAACAGCUAAGAAUAGACACACAAUGUUCAAAGCUCAGAUGAUUAGAGUGCUUCUCCAUGUUAUUGGAGACAUGCAUCAACCAUUACAUGAUACUACUUUCUUUAAUUCAAGUUAUCCAAAUGGAGAUUAAGGUGGAAACUUCAUGAAAGUUUAGUUGGAGAAUGGAACUCUAGUCAAUUUACAUUCCUUUUGGGAUGCAGGUGCAUUUGCCUUUAGUCCCAAUAACUCUUUUUUGGUCAGACCUUUGAGUUAAAGCGAUUCAGAAUAUUUAAAUAAGUGGUCAUUAGAAGUAAUUUCGAAGUAUUAAAUUACGAAAUACAAUAAUAUCGAUAUGACUAAUCCAACUGUUUGGACUUAUGUGGGGUACAGAUAAGCUGUUUAAUUUGUGUAUCCAAUGAUUGCUUCAUCAAAUAACUACAACAAGGACUAUACGUAAUAAGCACAAUAAUUCUGUGAAGAGAAUUUAGCUAUUGGAGGAUAUCGUUUGGCAUAGAAGUUAAUCGAUGUAUUUGAUCAGAUUGUCCUAAACGAAGCCAAGUUAAAAUUUGAAGAUUGAUUUUAAACUACUAUUUUUAUCUCAUUCUAUUUUAUUUA
This is a messenger RNA of Paramecium tetraurelia, 959 nucleotides long. RefSeq lists its product as uncharacterized. Gene Ontology annotation, molecular function: endonuclease activity; nucleic acid binding. Lineage: Eukaryota; Ciliophora; Oligohymenophorea; Peniculida; Parameciidae. The transcript is spliced from 3 exons. Gene Ontology annotation, biological process: DNA catabolic process. The record is from RefSeq and is a predicted model, not a curated record.